AUGAACGCCCAGGUUCUCGUUCUUCUUCUAAUUCUUGACAUCGGUGCUGCCGCCACCAACUUUGACUAUUUGAAUGAUCACCUGGAAAUCAACGAGUUGAAGAACAACCAAGUCGAGCAUCCAGAAUUAAAGCAUCUCACUUCUACUCGUGCAUCCCGAUUCCAAGAGAACAAGAUACGGUUCUGUGGAAGACGUCUCGCUUUGUUCAUCUUUGCCACUUGUGGAGAAUGUCAGACAGACAGUGGGACAGAUCUAUCAGUUCUCUGCUGUGCCCAGCCAUGCAACAUAAAAACGAUCAUCGACGCAUGCUGUCCUGAUACUCACUUCAAAUGA
Caenorhabditis briggsae is the source of this 333-nucleotide messenger RNA. RefSeq names its product Protein CBR-INS-2 (gene Cbr-ins-2). NCBI's taxonomy places the organism in Eukaryota, Metazoa, Nematoda, Chromadorea, Rhabditida, Rhabditidae. Gene Ontology annotation, molecular function: hormone activity. The transcript has 2 exons. Gene Ontology annotation, cellular component: extracellular region. Bases 1 to 333 code for a protein of 110 amino acids. The record is from RefSeq and is a predicted model, not a curated record.